GCGAGGCGGCUCCGAGGGCCAGGCCCUGGCUCCCGGGGCUUCGGCUGCGCUGGCGGCCCCCUGGGGAUGGGCCUGCGGGCUGCGAGCGGGCACCGGCGGGCAGUCCAGGGAUGGUCAGGCCGGCCUCGCCCGGCUGCAGCGCCCGGAAUUCUCCACUUUACCAGUAUUUACAGGAUUUGGGCCAUACAGAUUUUGAAAUAUGUUCAGCUGUAUCACAGAAGACAGAACAAUGCACAGCAGAGGAGGGGCAACAAGAACAAGAUACCACCCAGAAAAACUCAGCGUUGGUGUCAGUAGAAACCGGAGCAUCUUACUGUGGAAUUUCUGUCCCAUGUGCUGCAGAGCAUCAAGGCAUCCUGUCAAAACUAGCUGAGCUCUUUAAAAGCUCAUUUCCUUUUUCACCAUGUAAGAAAAAAGAUGACCUACUCUACCGAUUGGAUGUUGGGUUUCGACUAGACACUCUCUAUACCAUCCUGCAACAGGAAGUUCUGCUACAUGAGGAUGUGGAGCUGAUUGAGCUACUCGACCCCAGUAUCCUGUCUGCAGGGCAGUCCAAGCAACAGAAAAAUGGACACCUUCCAACGCUACGCUCCCUAGCAACUCCUAAUAUUUGGGAUGUGUCUCUGCUGCUUGCCUUUGUCAGCGCAUUGAUUAUACUUCCUUCAUGGUGGAAUGGAUCAUUCUGGCUGGUGUGGGGACUAGUUCUGUUUGUCUAUGUGAUCACACGAGCUCUAGGCACAUGGAGGAUAGCCAAGCUGCUAAUGUCCCUGAGAAAAUACAGACUCCAGCUGGAAGAGACAGUGGCAAAUAGCCGCGCUUUUACUAAUCUUGUGAGAAAAGCUCUGCGUCUCAUUCAGGAGACUGAAGUCAUUUCCAGAGGAUUUACCCUUUUGCUUGACAGGGUCAGUGCUGCUUGCCCAUUUAAUAAAGCUGGACAGCAUCCUAGUCAGCAUCUCAUUGGUCUUCGGAAAGCUGUUUAUCGAUCUGUCAGAGCCAACUUUCGAGCUUCAAGACUAGCUACUCUGUACAUGCUGAAAAACUACCCUCUGAAUGCGGAGAGUGACAACGUGACCAACUAUAUCUGUGUAGUUCCUUUUAAGGAACUGGGUCUGGGUCUGAGUGAAGAGCAGGUGUCCGAAGAGGAGGCGCACAACCUCACAGAUGGCUUCAGCUUGCCUGCACUCAAGGUUCUGUUUCAGCUGUGGGUAGGACAGAGUUCAGAGUUCUUCAGACGAUUAGCACUGCUGCUCUCUCCAGUUAAUGCAUCCCCCAAGCCCUUGAUCACUCCAGAACGUUUGCCUCAUUGUAUUUUGUCUGAUGUGACUCAAAGUCUACCUCAAACUCAUGCUGCCUGCUUAGAAGAGCUUAAGCGAAGCUAUGAGUUUUAUCGGUACUUUGAAACUCAGCAUCAGUUAGGCUUGGAAUGUGCAACCAAAACAAAACCCAAGUCAAGAGCUCUGAACAGCCUUCACACAGCCGUGCGCAGCUUGCAGCUCCAUCUCAAGGCCCUACUGAAUGAGGUAAUAAUUCUUGAGGAUGAACUUGAAAAACUUGUUAGCUCUAAGGAGACACAAGAACUAACUUUAGAAGCCUAUCAAGUCCUAGAACAGAAACUAAAGCUGAUUCAGCCUCACAUCCAGGCAAGCAACAGCUGCUGGGAAGAGGCCAUUUCUCAGGUGGAAAAAAUGGUUCGAAGAAACCCGGAUAAAAAGGGCAAACCUGAAUCAUAUUGUGAUAACACACACUGCCCCAUGAUACCAUUACUACAGCCUGCCCUGCAUAUAGAGGACAAAGACCCAAUCCCUGAAGAGCAGGAAUUGGAAGCAUAUGUUGAAGAUACAGAUACAGACAAUGAAUACAAAAGGGAGGACUUUUAUUGCUUUUCCCAGGAAGAGAGAGAGAGACAAAAACGUGAGAGAGAGGAAUCCAAGAGAGUGUUACAAGAACUGAAAUCUGUGCUGGGAUUUAGAGCUUCCGAGGCAGAGAGACAGAAAUGGAAGCAGCUGUUAUUUAGUGAUCAUGCUGCAGUGAAGCCAUUGUCUCCUGUAGAAUCAGUGGAACCCAUAAAUACUUUGGAAUCCCCUCUGAAUGCAGAAGCAGGAAAGCAGGACUGUAGCCAAACUAGCGAUGAUUCUGAAGAGAGAGACUCUAGCCCAAAAGCCCAUGUCACUGUGAAUGAGAAAAGCAGUACUGAAUAUUUAUAUGAAGAUCCUACGAAGGAUGAAAACAAAGACAUUGCUGCUGAUGCAGGUGGCUCUCCAAUGGCUGUAAAAACAACAUGUUACCAGUGUCAGGGUGAAGGAGAUGAAGUGGAGACAACUGGUGUGGACGGAAUGGAGGUUUUACAGCCCCCUUUGAGGGACGCAUUACAAUCCUCCAUCAAGCAAAGGCUGGCUCAGCUUCAUAUAUCAACAGAUUUCAACUUCACAUCAGGUCUGGCUGCACAGGUUGCCGCCAGAUCACUUACUUUUACUACCAUGCAAGAACAGACUUUUGGAGAUGACGAUGACGAGCAGAAGGAUAAGACAGAAGAGAAUGAAAACCAUGUGGAAGAGAACGAGAAUGAAGACAGAGGCUUUAAAAGUGAAAGAGGAUUCUAAGUCCUACCUGAACUUUGUUAAACAUUGUGUUGCCUACUUGAAUUCCAUAAAAGGCAGGUGAUGUGAUUGAAAUAGCUCAGGCACGGAUUCAGAGAUGAAAAUGCUGGAUGGAAAAAUUGAGACCUAAAUGUAAUGCUUACUGUUCCCUAUGUAUGAAGCUCUCAAUAGGGCUUUCUCAAUAUAUUGAUGAUUAUAUGCAGGUAAGCUAAGGAGAUAGAGGCUGGACCCCAGGAGUAGUCUUUUGUCUUCUUCUGAUGACACCACUGGUGGGUUUUGGAACUUACCUAAAUAGUUAUGUUUAUUUAUUUAUAUUAUAUGAUUUUUUUCCUAAAAAGAAGAGAAAAUGAUGUCUUGAAUUUCAGCAUAUUCUGUCAUUUCCUGAUAUUGUUGUCAUAGUAGCAGUGUUAAUUAUAACACUAGUGAAAGUGAUUCUUUUUGAAAAACAUAAACUGUGUCAUAUGGUCUUCCACACCUCCUUUGCUUUGCCUAUAUAGCGUCUGCUAUAUAUUUGUUAACAACCUUACGUAGUUGUAAUUUCAUUGGUUAAAGACCCUCCCAAACUAAAAUGCAGAAUUUUAAAUAAAAAUGUGAAAGUUGAUGUGUCCUGGAGUACUGGGCUAAAGUAGUAAGAAGUUAGCCACUCUUCAUAUUAAGGUUCCAUUUAUAAGUAGUGUAUAAAGGAUUAAUAAGUGAUUAAUACAUGUUAUAAGCAAGUUAUAGACAUGAGUAGUCUGUGUUUAUGGAUGGUUAUAAUCACAUCAGUAGGUGUAUAUAGAUGGCUAGAAGUAGCCUGUUGGACUUUAUAACAAUAUAUACCAAUUCUUUUACCAUUUAUUAAAACACCUAUUAAAGAUUUGUUGGCCCUUUGUAAGUGAAACCUUAAUAUAGGUGUGACUUAGGUUAUUUACACUGGGUUACAAAGUACAGUAUUGUGUACAUUUGUUCUCUUGUAGAGCUGUGGUUCGAUGCUGGAGUAAAUUUUUAAGCUAAGUUAAAUGAGUAUUUUUUUAAAUGAUGUACAGUAAUUUUGUUUGAAUGUUAAACUUGCUUUUUCCUAAUGUUCUUUCAUGUUUCUCUGUAUCGCAGCUAUAACGUGUCUGUCUAAAAGAGACAAGCAGAGAACAUGCACUUACAUCCUUUCAAAUUAAGCUGUAUCUUGUAACCCAGUUGACACUUGAGUCUAAACAUAUAGUGUGGGGCUAUUUGUUUCUCUCUGCAGCACUGAUUUAGAGAGCAGUGAACUGUGACGUAGAAGGGGAGAGUAAUGGUUUCAUGGCAUUGGCUUCCUGCCCUCUGACACAAAGGAAGCCCAUCCUCAGAGUAAAGGCUCCAUGGCUCAGGCUGAGAGGGAGCAGACACACACUGUGGAUCUCUUGGACAUGGAUGGAUUUUAAUUCAGAAAUCAGGCCAGUAAUUACUCCUGAUAACUCCUCUCUGCAUCCGCCAACUUCUUGGGUGCGGGGUUUGGUGCACCCAUCAGCAGAGACUUAAUGGCAGUAAAGUUCCUGAGGGUAUUAGUUGCCAUGAGGGAAUGUGGAGCAAAGGGGGAGCUCAGUGGAUGCUCCCGCACCUGAGACAACAUCCCCUUGGUCAUUUUGUAACAAGACCAAGCCUGCCCUGCAACCUUCUUCCUCCCCUGGUAUUGAUUUUGAGGAAACACUGUGGGUGUAAAUAUGUGCAGUUUCACAGCUCCUAAAUGGGGAAAUAUUAACAUGUAACGGAUGGAGUAAGUGGCUCAGGAUCAUAGUUUACACAGUGUAUCCUCUGCUGUCUUCUCCCUGUUUCUUCUGCUCCCUUGCACUCUGAUUAAGGGACGGGAAUGUCUUUAAAUGCUUUAUUUGCCUGUGAUAGUGUAUUCUGUGCCCUUAUUUAGCCGUAUGUGGGUGGAGGCUAUAGAAUGAAUGAUGCCUAGGAUACAUUGUGGAAAUAUAGUCCUCUGCUCAACCAUGAUGUACUGAGCAGCUAAGCAUCACUUUUGGUAGUGGAGUCGGUUCUACCCCAGCCCUGAAAGGGGACUACUGAGAAAAUGGAACCGUUGAUGCAAUUCUCUCUAUGGUAGGCAGUUGUCUUUCUAAUUUUAGAACUGGUUUAGGUAGACUGGGAGUGUGUGGAACGUUGUCAUUCCCAUUUGAAAAGAAGUCUUCCUUGCCCUUGACUUAAGACUCUCAAGUUCACCAAGUGCCCUGAUAGUUUUUUUAAGCUAAUUCUUCCUUUUAUCUGGUUUUAUUUUUCACUGAUACUUUUUCCAUCAGCUCAUCCAUGAGCAUCUCAUGACCUUCUGUGUAUCCCAACAUUGCUAUCUCUUUUUCCUAAAUCCAAAUAAUGGAAUCCUAUAUCCUUUAAAUGACUGGAGAGAGAGAGAGAAGUUUUCAGGCUUACACAGAGCUCUCUGUGUACGCUCAAAAGCUUGUCUCUCUCACCAACAGAAGUCGGUCCAAUAAGAGAUAAUGCCUCACCCACCUUGUCUCUCUCAUAUUCUGGGACCAACACAGCUGCAACAACACUCUAAUCUAUUGUGAUAAAUCCUUACAAAAUUAUCUGGGCCUUGAUUUUCACUACUCUCGCAAGUUCAGCUGAAGUUAAUGGGAGCUGCAGGUGCUCUGUUAGCUACAAAAAUACACCCCAUAUCUUUCGUUUGAGCCAGUAAUUUCUGCAGUGUUUACUGCAGACCUGGGGGGCAAAAGACCCAAGAACAGACUCUGGCUGAGCACUUGGAAUUAAACAUGUGAGAAAAGAGUGAACCUAUGGAGCAAUCUUAGCUUUCAUCAUCAUUCAAAGAAAUACAAAUUUUAUAUGAGUAAAUCAACUGACUAUUAAAUGCAAAUAAAAUUGGCAAACUUAUCUAGUGUGUUCUUAAAAAACCACACACACUCUCUUACAUUUGCAUCCAUUUAAGAUGCCACAUGUAAUUGUACUAGUGGGUAAUCUACUUUAAUGGCUAUUUAUUUAAUAUCCUCCCUGAAGAAAAAUCUGGUUAACAGCCCACUGCACCCAAAGAAUGGUUUCCUCUGAUUUGAUAACUUGCUCCCAGCUACCUAUAAAUAGACUCUUAUAGUCCAAAUUUCCUCAUGAUGAUGUCUGUUGAAAAGUCAUUGUUUUCAAGCUGUAGAACCUCUUAAGCAGUUUAUUAGAUUUUUGGCCAUCUACAUUUCUUGCUGCAUUUUACAAAUUUAUAAAUUUUACAGUGGUCUGCAUUAGCACCCAGGCACUGUGUUAACAUAUUGUGCAUAUUGGAGAACUAAAGCUGAUAAGUGUUCUUUGAUAGAUAACUGCAGAAUGAGAUCUUAAUAAGAACAAAGUUCUUACAUUUUAGAUUUUGUUUAAUUUUUAAAUCUGAUCGUGUUUAGCAUGGCAUCCACAUUGAAUAUUGGUAGCCAGUGUUCUUUGCAGUGAGUAGAAUUGACAGCAGCUACAUUUUCCAUAUCCCAUUUAAAAUUAAUGCCUUCAUAAAGUUUUGGAGGCGCGCGCAGUUCUGUAUGGUUAAGUAAUGUCCAAGGUAUUUCUUCUCAACCAGACCCAGCUAGAAGGAAUCCUAAAGGCAAAACUCACUUUCCUAUAUUUGAUUGUAAUCUGAUAGCCCAUCUAAUUUCUGCCCUUAAGUUUUACAGCUAUAGUAGCAAAUAAACACUUGAAUAUAGACAGAUAUCGAUGAUAGAAAUAUUUAUUGUUGAUGAACACCAUUUUUUAUUGUACAUAACAUAAUAAAGUGAAAAGCCAUACACUAACGCAUGUGGGUUUGGUGAAUUAUAAACCAUGUACAACUUUAAAAGUAGAUUAGAACAUCUUUGUAUCAAUAAGAAGCAAGAUCAGCAGUUGCCAAGCCCUCUGUUGGUGUUACAGUAAUAAGAUAAUUGAGCUCCUGAUAAAUCGUUCCUACUCCUCACUGCAGACUUGAAAUCAACUAAUCCACAUAGAAGGAGAAAUACUGAUGGACUAGGUCAAGACUAACUGGUUUUAUUGAGUUUCCAAGCUGUACCUUAUGCCUGUGCUCCUUGCACACCCAACGCUUUAUUGAUUUCAUUGGACAUUUUGGAUGGAUGUGAAUAGCAGAAGUGCAUCACAGUUUUGUUAAUUUCUUUGCAAAUAAGCAAGUCAACAAACUUUUGAACUACUGAACUUUAUUUUCCCAUUGUAAUGCAGACUAGUUGUCUGUCUGUCCCAUAUGUCUAGCUGCUGCGAUGAGAUGAAAUGAAAGAAAAUAUUUGGCUUGGUGGAGCGAAAAAAGUAUUUAUAUUCAACAGGAUUUAUUUGAUAAAUGUUUUUCGUUACUAUGCAAAACAAGAAGUUGUUGAAUCAAAAUAAAACCUAGUUUUAUUUUCAGCAAUUGCCACCUGACCUAAAACACUCUAUGAAUGGCAAAUGGCACUUAUUUAAAUACCAGCUGAACAUUUAAGACCCCGGAUCUGGUCUCUGAUGAACAAGCCUUUACCACAACAUAUUGUGAAUGAUCAGUUACUAUACACACACUAAACUUACAAGUUUAGUAGCAGUGAAUAUAUGGGUAUCAAAGAUUGGGAAGCAGGCUGUCUGGUCAGGACUUGGGGCUUGUCUACACAGUGUUUUACUGCCUGGCAAGCCAGUACAGUGCAGAAGCUUGCCGAGCAAUAAUGUCAUAAGUGGACACUGCUACAGCACAGUAAAAAUCCCCCAUUGGAGCUUGCUGUAUUACUACUUGAAAGCAUUGUAAGCCAUGCCACGCUCUGGGACUUUCAUUGUGCAGUAGUGCAGCUGAUGCACUCUAGAUGCACAUCCUGGUUUGCUAUGCAGUAACUUGCUGUGUAGCAAAGCCCUUGAUCCUUCUUAGAAUCCUGACCCAAUCCUGACCCAACCCCUCCAUGCAGAGACCAGAAACACUCCCUUCUUCACAUCUUCCUUAGUGACUGUCCACAGACCCUAUAAUUUGCCAGUUCCCAGAUGAGGUCCACCUGGCAAUCGAUUGAUUUCCUAAGUCUUAUUGGCUGUGUGAUGAUUGAUGCUCCAUCAGUUUUCUCCCACUCCAUCACUAAAAGGUAAAAACAGCCAUUUCAAUGACACAUUAUACUAACUUUUAAUAAUCUCAGCAGGAGUUUUAUAUCCUCCAUGACAACUUAUCUUAAUUAUAAUAGAGGCCCUAGUUACCAUGUUGCCCUUAUUUACAAAUGUCUCUAAAUCCGUUUAAACAUUUGGGAGAGAAUAAUCAGAUCCCUAAAAAAAAUGCAACCAAGAUUUUCAUAUUUUAAAAUAUACCACAACAGUUUUGCGCAAGUGUUCGUCACAUGACCUGAUAUUUUCCCUACCUGUCAGUGACUCAGUAAAUAAGUUUAGAAACAUGUUCUGAAUUCCAUUUUGGCAUGGGUUUUUAUGUCAAGAGUAACUCUGCAAGCUGUCCUCUAGGAAACUGAAACACAAACAUAAAAUAGAGACCAUACUGGAAGUAUGUCAUUCAAAACAGAAAUCAAGAUGUACUGCAGCUCAAGUUACACUGCUUUUUGGAAGUACAUAUUGGCUUUUACAAAUAUCGUAGUAAUUCUGACUUAUGGAAGAACAGUGAACAUUGGGUAUAGUCUGGAAGUAACAGCAAUUUUAGUGUCAAGUCUCAAAAUAAGUGAGUCGCUUUUGUUGGCCUCUUCCCUCCACAUCUCAGUAUUUAAAGACUGGGUCCUGACCCUCUCAGCUGGGGGCAGAGGACUGCAAACAGUCUUACAUUUCUGAACAGAAAGUGACCAAUACUUUCCUUCACUUUUUCCUGUUAAGAACAGGCUGAUUACUAAAUAAAUAAAGGGUGGGAGAGGGAGUGGAAAUCAGUGCCUAAAAUCCCUCAUCAGAAGUCGCAUCUACCAGAGAAUGAAGUGUCGCGGCUGGGCAGUGGCAUCGGAACAUUAAGGGCUGCUCUUAAUGUCUGAUCCUAAAAAAAGAAUGGAUUUCCGUGUGUCAUUGCACAAUUUUAUAUGCCUUGGGAUGAAAGCCAGUAAUCAGGAUUGUCCCCACAGUCUCUCAUCUAAACUAGCAAAUGAUAAAAUCUAAACUAGCUCAUAGCUGUCAAGUUUUGUGCUGCUCCAUGUGUCCUCUUAUGCAAAUUAAUGGUCUAAUUUGCAUAUUUACAGAUAAUUUCCCUGCAACUGCGAACCCCAGCUCUGAAUAAAUUGUAUGAAUUUACUUCUCAUCGUGUAGUCGGGGUGUAGUUUUUCACCAUAGCUAUGUUGCUCUAACCCCAUAGUGUAGAUGUAGACUACAGCAAUGGAAAGGGUUUUUCUGAACCUCCCUAAGCACCAGUAAGUAAGUCACCAGAAUCGGUCUUCCGUCGACCAAGCUGCAUCUACACCAGGGGUUAAGUCAGCAUAGCUAUGCUGUCCAGUGUAUGGAUUUUUUACACCCCUGAACACUGUAGUUAUGUCAAUCUAAGUUUUAAGUGUAGACUGGGCCUCCAUCUACAGGGCAGCAGCAGGGCAAGCUUCCCCCUCACAGUGUCCUAAAAGGCUCUUAAAGUUCUUGGCCUCUCUACUGAGUCUGCAGUUAGAAAGGCGACAGCUGGUGGAAGGAAGUUAUAUGUGCUACAAUCAAAAAAUGAGGAAGUGUAAUCCCAGGGCCCAUGAAACAAGUACCGUAGGUGGUGGAAGGACAUUCUAACUUUAGCUCACUCACUAAUGGAGCAUUUUAUAAUUAAAAUUUUGAAUUACUGAAAAGAAUUAAUCUGGUUUGUGCAGUGUGGAUGUAAAACAGCAUAUUCUGUGAUAUCCUAGUAUUAGUCGGUCAAGUAUUUUGUGUAGACAGACACUGAAUGUUAGCACUGUUAGAAUGCUUCUUGUCUAAAUUCAGCUGAGCGGUUAUUUCCCUUUAGGAUCCUUAACAGAUGAUGUAUAUUAUUUUCCAUGUAACUUGUUUUAAGUGGAUUUAUUGCUUGUGAAACUAUUCCAUUUUAGACCUGGAAACCAAUAUCCUCUCUUUGGCCACAGAGGGGAUACAGCAGUGUGAAUCCUCAUAUUGCCCUAUCAGUUUGUCUCAGUAGUUGGCCUGGAGAAGGGACUACUCCUUGGAUUGAGAGGGAAUUUCAGUCUCUGUGGCCAUUCAAUCUUUGGCCUCUUCACCACUCAUUUCUUACAGCCCACUGAACAGCAAUCAUGUGGAAAUGACUGGGCUAUUAUUGAGGUGAUGGUAAGAGGUUCCAUAGUCUAUUUCCACUCUAAUAAGUCCUCCAGCUUAAUGACAAAGAAUCUGUGUCCAAUUUUAUUUCUUCUUUACAUCAUCUUGUUCAGUAACCUCUCCGCUGACCAAGUAUUCCAGAAAAUGUAAAUCUAGACUUUAUAAUUCAGGAAUGGUAAUACAGCUAGGAGAAGUCUGUUAGUUUAAGGGAGCAUUUUUGCUUCUUUAAUCAUGUUUGUGGCUGCAGCAGUUUUUCUCACUCUAACCCAGGUGUUGGUAUAUGCCUUUAAUAGUUUUAUUUCUGAAAAAUCUUGAAGAACUUUUUUAUAUAAAUUGGGUCAUCCUUGUGUAAGUAGGGAGAUAUAGGGAGCCAGGGCUGUAUAAAUCCAAUCCCGUCUUCCCCGUCUACUUCAGACAGUAAGCUAAUCACACAGUUUUGCCUCUAACCUGAGCUCCAGCCAGUAUUUCUGUAAGUGCCCCCACUUAUUGUCACCUUCUUAUUGCAUGAAAAGUCUUAGCCUGACUCUGUAACUAAAAUCUGCAUGCAGCCUCCAUUUCAUAUUCUUUACCCUGGUUUCUGGUUUCAUUACAACUCAUCUAACUAAAUAGACCUUCUAGAAUCAAACCCAGCAGCUGUACAGCGCACACUGUUCCUUUUGUUGUCAGCUUUAUUUUGACUACACGUUGAAGCUUGGCUGUAGAAAGACUGGAUGCCAGGGGGUAUGGUGGCCACUUGUUCUCGAGUCUAUUUGCAAUUUAAAGACAUUGUAAGUUCUCAGUCUCCAUUCUUCCCUUAACAUCUAAGUUUAAGUUUUUAUUGAUGCAGUUGGACUUUGAACUCAUGGAGCAAUGUUCCUGUGGUGCCUGAUGGUGGAUUUUAAGCUGGUCCUGUUGGUUUUUAAGGCCCUGGCUGUAUGCGAAACCUCGUCCCCCGCCUGGCUAAUAUUCAGCCCCUGUGCACAUCUGCUGCUUCGGUUUCCCCUCUCAGCAGUCAUCCAGGACUUUUAGGUUAUUGCGGUGACUCACCCCUUUUACUCUUCCGAAGUUAAGGUCCAAAAGGAAACACAAUCAUUCUUCUGCCCCAGACUCUCGCUAGGCACAAGUCUUCUGAGAGUCUGUCUUCUCCCUCAACAGUUUUUAGCUCUUCUCUUUGGUUCAGCUGCCAACCUUCCUAGGCUUCAAAUGCUCCCUUCUUCUCCCUUGUUGACAAGGGUGUAUGCACCACUCCAUAGAGUGGCAGCAUUGGGGCACCUAUGUCCACCCUCUGCUACCAGUCUCCAGCCUUGAGAACUCUGUGAACUCUGCCCUGUAACCCGAACUGCCCUGACUUUUCUUCCCAGGGCCUCUUCCUGUAUGCUCAGCCUGGCCUCCUUGUUGGCCCUUUCCCAGCUGGUCUCCUGCUCUCUCCUGGAGCACUCCCUUCCUUGGAGUCUCCCUCCUGACUGACCACAGGCUGCCCAUGUCUCCCAGCAGGUCUCUUAGUCACAUGCUCCCUGUCAUGUGCUCCUCUUGUUAAUUUCCACGCCUUGGGGAGGUGAGCUCAGUCUGUCCUAGAUGAGGCUGAGCCCUAACCCCGAUAAAAGAACCAGCACCCCCUGUGACAGGCUCUGACAACACCCGCUGUCUCACCAUUCUGCCUUUGAGCUGUGUGGCUCAGCAGGUGUUUGUGCUUUUACUUUUAGGAGCUUCAGGGAUUGGAACUUGCUUUGUCGGGUCAUCUGCCUCAGUUUCUCAUGCUUCUAAAAGAGCAUCUAGGAAAUGUGUUUCCAGAGGAGGUUUGUGGGGUUUUAUUUUUACUAUGUCUGUCCUGAAUAGGACCUUCCCCCAUUUUAAUUAGGCUGCAUUGUUGGGUCUUGUAUGUUUUUCUUAUACUGAUGGUUUAUAUAACUUUAAAUUGCCAUGUAGCACUCCAAGCGCCUUGGCUGGGAAGCUUUAGUGUGUGUUCUUUCCCAUAUUGUACCUUACGGUUACUUAUGAAGGAGGCAAACAAAUAGAUAACCGCACAAGAAAAAUUAAGUAAGGGAAGGAAAACAGAGAUGCACUUGAGCAGAUUGCUACGCAGGCUGUAUGAAUGUAUCUGAAAUGCAAACUGAUGUUACAAAUGUAAUCGGAAAAGCCAUUUAAUCUUGUUUACGCCUUAUCAAGCCUUUAAUGCUCCUCUGCAUUUCCUGCCCACUGAUUCCUGGCCUUGCUGUUAGCUCUUGUAUUUCCCUAAAAGGGUUCUUAAAGCCAUAGCCACAGUAUAGAUUGCCAAGGGGAAGCCAGGGAACGAAAAGGAUCCUGAAAGUCUUGAUUAUUAUUAUUAUUUUAUUUAUUAACAAACUAAAUGACAGCCCAAGUGUAAGAGGAACAUCCUGACAAAAGAACAAACUGCAGUGAGAAAUUGACAAUGGGGCUAAUUUGUGCAGGGAGUAUGGAGUGGAUCUGUUUGUGAAACGAGCCUGUGCUGUGAAAUUCCCAGGCAUUGACAGGAUUCCCACUCCCUUUACUGUGAGGUGGAGACAGGAAACAAUUUAGACACCAUAGAAGUCCUUUUCAAUCUCUGUAUUGAGCAGUUGGGCCCCAGCAUCCCUGAGUUCAUCUUCAAGACCCCUACCCUGUCCACACUUAAGUUCCAGUUAAAGAUGAUUCACUGUCAGCAGCAUAGCAGACACUAAGAUGACCUAUAUAUAAGUUAUGUCAGUUAUUCCUCUUCCUCUAAACUCUGUCUAGAGUUUAUCUAUUCCUUAGGUUGGGAGUUCUCAAUGGAAGCACUCCUUCUGCGGUGUUUGAAAAGCACCUAGAACAUGAGGGGACCACCAUAAAUUGAUCAUUCAUAACAGUAACAGUGGGUCGACUCCACUGGGAACCCUCAUGUAGGUAGCCUGCCAGCCACUGACACUGGUUUAAGAACUGUUUUGAUGAGAUUGGCUCUGAGCAGGUUUAUAUGACAAGGUGCUUAGAAAAGGAUCUGCAGCCUACAGCCUUCUGCUUUAGAGCUCUCAGCACUGCUGAUACUGGGGAGCUGAAUGGCUAUUAGCAAAAGUGGGAAACAGGAAAAAUUCCUUUGUGUAGAAGGGGCCAAUGAGUUGAGUAACCUUCAACCACCUUGCAUCGGUGAGUUUUUCAUACCAGUUUCUCUGUGAUGGUGUCUGUUGCCUGUGGCCCUUUCCCAAUUGCUCUUGUGUCUCUUCUCCUUUUUCUCCAAUCUUAUUUAUCCCCAUCCCUUCUCCCGUAGCUGUGAAGCAGGCCAUGGCAUCUUUGUCACAUGUUUUCCUGUAUUCUUUAAUUCACUAUUUGUUAAGGGCUUUCUUUAUAUUCUGCUUGGGGUGAGUUCCCUCCAUUUUGGAAUUUUUUCUUCUGUGGAACUCAACAUUUGCCACUUUGAAAGUCUUUCUGGUUACCCUUAUAUUUUUUCUUAUUUUUCUCUCUAGCAUAUGUAACCCAACCACUUCCCCUGCUGUCGCCACCACCACCUUUCCCCCUCUAUUCAUGAGGGCUGCCUGUACUUUUACCCUUUGAUUAGCUGUGAUUGGAUGAGUGGGGAAAAUGGCAAAGUGGACAUGCUCUAUUAGCACUGCGGUUUUGUUCUAUUUAUGUGGAAGUCUGCUUAUAAUUUGACCUUCCCCUGAAGAUGAAUUUCCUGCUAGAUAUCUUGGCAAUAGCUAGUUUCUGCAGUAUAUAGUGCUGGCUCAUUGAUACAAGCACUUUAGUAAUGAACACUGGUUACUCCUGGCCAUAUACCAAAUGACUGAAGAGUGAUUUUCUACAUAAUGUGGGCUCUCUGUUGCACCUUCCCUUACUCUGACAAGGCCCCAUGUACUAUAUGACCAUGCGGUAGGGCCCUCACUUCCCUUUUGUCAAGUUGCUGCAAAAAUCCCUUUGUGUCACAUAAAUAGCUGACAUGGGGGCUUGGUAGAGAGGAGACAAGGUAUCAACUGAGGAGGCUGGCAGCAGGGGGAGGCUUUUGGAGCAAGAGUUUGGCUCAGGAGAGCUGCGGGUGCGUUCCCCAGCUGUGAAGUUCCUAAGAGUCCCAGAAAAUGGAACUUCCUCUCUACAGCCUGGGGGCUCCCAAAGAGCCGGGACAGGACAGCGAGGGAGGGGAGCUAUGCCGCUGGGGGCGUGGCUCCCACACAUUGUUCCUAGACUAUGGACUUGUCUUCCCUGCAGACUUAACUCAGGCUCAGUUGCGGGGUUUUCCCUUAACAUGCUCCAUGUUGGCACAUCCACAUGUGUCACUCUGUCAGUGCUUCACGACGAGGUAGCCACCACUCCUUGAGCUAUAGUGCAGACCCCAAAGUAGCUGUUAAUGUGUACUGCUUCCCUGAGGUAGCUGCAGUGAAGACAUACAGCCUUGGGAACUCACAACAAUCGAGACAUGAUGGUCUCCGAUCCCUUCCCAUAAACCCAUUGACCAGAGGUGGAUUAUCAGUCUGCCUCUGCUCAGCUCCUUCCUCCACUCUGCUCAGCUUCCUGCUUGCAGUUUCUCCAGCUUCACCCUUCUCCCCUGCUUGAUACAGCAGAACAAUUCCCCCUAACGAGGCUGUAUCUUAGCGUGUAGCCACAUGACCAUAUGAACAUAUGUGAAUCUUGGUGCAGCUUUGGGCUGGACCUUGGGAUAUGUGCCCAGAUAGUUGUAUUCCAUGUCACAACCAGAUACAGUAAUAGAAUCGAUGAGGGGCAUGGCAGCACAGUCUGAGGUCAUGCUAUUGCGGGUUAGGCUACCACAAUAGCUUAACUGACCCUGUGAUUGCUUAUCCCCAUGCUUAGCGUGCGGUGAAGGCAGAUGCUGUGCCCCGAUGGUGGUAGGAGCUCCACAGGGCAGCCCCCUUUUUCUGUGAACUUUCCUUCACCUGGGUUUCAGGUUAACAGCUGCCAGCCCCCUCCUAGAGCCUUUUUCCACCCAGGUAUGACUCAUCAGAAAUAUCCCUCGACUUAUUCCUGGCUGCUGCCACGUGUCCCCCGGAAAGAUGGGAAGCAUAGAGCUGGUUUAUGGCAGCAGGCUGGGGGAGGGGAAAUUGCUUGGUCUCUUUAGGGAAAGGAGGCUUGUAGGAGAGAUUGUCUGCUGUGUUGGGCCUUGGUGUAUAAUUUAGUUCUAAUGAAUUGCAUAGUACAAAAGAUCUUUCAUUCUACUGAUGAAAACACUAUAUAAGAGCUAGGUAUUAUUAUUAUCACUUGCCAUUUCCAGUACUUUUGAUCUUGAAUAUGGAACAGAUCAAAUUGCUGCUGUUAGAGAGAGGGAUCGAUUUACUCCUCCCCCCCAAAUUCUUUAUAUUUUUCUUCUCAGAAAGUUUUGAGCUGCCUCUGUGUAUUCUUCAUAACGUACCAUAUGCAAAUAUUCUUUGGGAAGUGAUACCACCACUUUGGACAGUCAAGAUUUUCUAUGUAAGACCUGAACAUGUUUCCUAUACUGCCAGGAAUGUGUAUAUAUAUGAAGACAUAAGAUUGUAACUUUUGAGCAAGUCACUUCCUUUAACCAUUUGAAAUUUUCUGUUUCUGAAGUUCUCUAUUAAUAUAUUAGACACUUGUCUUAUACUGUGUACUUCUUUGUAUCAGCUGUAUACUAUAUUCUUCCUUUCUCUCAUUAAAACCUGUUCUUCCUCA
Messenger RNA from Caretta caretta (loggerhead turtle), 15302 nucleotides. The record is from RefSeq and is a predicted model, not a curated record. NCBI's taxonomy places the organism in Eukaryota, Metazoa, Chordata, Testudines, Cheloniidae.